AUGAUUCUGAACAGUGAUGUAAAAGAUAAUCUGAAAUAUGAAUGGCAAUAUGAUGCAAAUCAAGAAACUCCUGAUCGCUUGUCUCCUCUUCAGACCCUCGGUCAAAAUAACUGGAUGUAUGACAUACGUGGACAAUUAUUCCGUGUAUGGUUUGUCGUCUUCGAUGGUGUUGGCCCAGAUUAUCGAGUUGACCGAAUUUGUGAGGUUUGCGAUUACCACCCAGAAUGUCAUGAAUAUCGCACCCCAGUUUCGGCUUUGUAUGUGGAUUGGGCUUGGAAUCAGAGAAAAGAUCACGGCGAGUAUUGA
Messenger RNA from Ambispora leptoticha, 306 nucleotides. NCBI's taxonomy places the organism in Eukaryota, Fungi, Glomeromycota, Glomeromycetes, Archaeosporales, Ambisporaceae. The record is from the annotation of a GenBank genome assembly.